UUCAUUCUUCGGGAUUACCCCUAAGGUGAAGAAGAAAAAGGAGAACAAGGAAGGAAUAACAAGAAAAAAAUAAGAUCUAUUUCUGUGAUUUAACAGAGACAGGAAAUUGUACAGUGGUGAAAGUUAUCAAGAUUCACUAAAGAUUACACAAAAAGGUGUGAGGCAACAAAAAAAAAAAAGGAGAAAGAGAAAAGGAGCGUGAUUCGGCAAAGGAAAGAGAUCCCGGGAACUUGCACCGCAUCUGCGGCUGACGGGUAAAUCUCGGUGAGCCAACAUGGACAAAGUGGAGCAAAUAAGGAAGAUGGUGAGGAAGAUGUCACCGAAGAAGAAGAGGCGAGAAGGAGGGGGAGGAAGAGGGGGAGGACCCGGAGAGCUGAAUGACAAACUCUGCCGCUUCAGCCUCUGCAUCAGUGAUGAUGGCCCAUAUGGAAAAACUAAGGAUAUCUCUGGACCAGAACAAACAAUGGCCUGUAGAAGACACAGUAUACCAGAAGCUCUGCGGGGGGUUACCAUGGUGGAGCUGGUGAAGAAAGAAGGCAGCACACUUGGCCUCACUAUCUCAGGAGGAACCGACAAGGACGGGAAACCACGGGUAUCGAACCUGCGGCCUGGAGGACUUGCAGCCAGGAGUGACCAGCUAAAUGUUGGUGACUACAUCAAGUCUGUGAAUGGCAUCAAUCUGACCAAACUGCGCCAUGAAGAGAUCAUCAGCUUGUUAAAGAAUGUAGGAGAGAGAGUUCUGCUGGAGGUGGAGUAUGAACUGCCCCCUACAGCACCAGACAGCAGCUCAGGAGUUAUAUCAAAGACAAUCGACAUCUGUUUGCACAAAGAGGGGAACAGCUUUGGCUUCGUCGUGAGAGGAGGCUCACACGAAGACUGGCACAAGUCGCGCCCCCUAGUGGUCACCUACGUGAGGCCAGGUGGCCCUGCAGACAGAGAGGGAACAUUACGUUCCGGUGAUCGCCUGCUCAGUGUGGAUGGUUUGCCGCUGCACAACAUCAACCACAGCGAUGCCCUCAUCGUGUUGGCUCAGUGUGGCCAGGAAGCUCUGUUCCAGAUAGAGUACGACGUUGCCAUCAUGGACACAGUGACAAAUGCUUCAGGUCCACUAUUAGUGGAAAUUGCAAAGUCGCCAGGAGCAGCACUGGGCAUCAUGCUGACAUCAGCCAAUCAUCAAAACAAGCAGGUCAUUGUCAUCGACAGGGUUAAGCCUGGGAGUGUGGCGGACAGAUGUGGAGCGUUGCAUGCAGGCGAUCACCUGCUGUCCAUAGAUGGGACAUCGACAGAACACUGUACCGUCCUUGAGGCAACACAGCUAUUAGCAAGCACAGCAGAACUGGUCAAAUUGGAAAUAUUACCCUCCAAUCAGACAAGGCUGGCAGGGAAACAGCAUGACACAGUAAAGGUCCAAAAGUCAGACCACCCACACUCCUGGGACCCCUGUGUAAACUUCUGUCACCCUUUGAACUCCACCCUGUCCAAUACAAGCUCCACCCUCAACAAAUCAUGGACCGCCUCCAACAAUAACACCAUCAGUAGCCUUGAUUACUGCAAGUCUCUAGUGUCAGCAAGCUUCUCCCCUGGUUCUACAACCACAUCAGGCCCGAGUAGCCAGAGCUCCAACACUUUACCAAGGCCUUCAGUUCCCAUGAGUCCACGGAACUCAUUGCUAAAACGACGGCAGAGAAAGAAAGAGCACAAAAGCUCCUUAUCGCUGGCAUCCAGUUCGGUGGGUCCAGGUGGUCAAGUCGUUCACGUUGAGACUAGUGAGGUAGUCUUAACAGGCGACCCACUCAAUGGUUUUGGUGUCCAGCUGCAGGGAGGAAUAUUUGCCACUGAAACACUGUCAGCACCCCCACUCAUCAGAUUCAUAGAGCCCGACAGCUCUGCAGAGAGGUGCGGCCUGCUUCAGGUCGGGGAUCGUCUUCUGUCAAUCAAUGGGAUCCCCACGGAGGAUGGGACUCUGGAGGAAGCCAAUCAGCUUCUCCGAGACGCAGCUCUGACCAAUAAGGUUACCCUGGAGAUAGAAUUUGACGUAGCAGAGUCAGUGGUGCCUAGCAGUGGUACUUUCCAUGUCAAACUGCCUAAGAAGAGAGGAGUGGAGCUGGGGCUCACCAUCACCAGUAAGAAGGCAGGUGAGCCCCUCAUCAUUUCUAACAUCAAGAAGGGCAGCAUGGCCCACAGGACAGGAACACUGGAGCCUGGUGAUAAGCUGUUGGCUAUUGACAACAUCAGACUGGAGAGCUGUUCUAAAGAUGACGCGGAGCAGUUCCUCCAGCAGUGUGAGGAGCUGGUCAAACUAAAGAUACGCAAAGAUGAAGAUAACUCAGAUGAGCAGGAGACGUCAGGCAGCAUCAUCUACACAGUGGAGCUGAAGCGGUACGGAGGCCCUCUGGGUAUCACCAUUUCAGGCACAGAGGAGCCUUUUGACCCCAUCACUAUAUCUGGCUUAACCAAGAGGGGCUUGGCCGAGAGGACAGGGGCUAUUCAUGUAGGCGAUCGGAUCCUGGCCAUCAACAGUGUCAGUCUUAAAGGCAAGCCGCUGAGUGAAGCCAUCCACCUAUUGCAAAUGGCUGGCGAGACGGUCACCCUCAAAAUUAAAAAGCUGCUCGACAAUGCAGAGGACAGGAAAGCAGCAGAAGCGGAAGACAUGACGGAGAACGAGCUGAGUGACCCCGAGGAGGAUGAUUUGACGGACAGCCAACAGACCAGCAAGCUUUCAGAGCUGUACUCCACCACCAUACCCAGUGUGGACUCUGCCAUGGAGUCAUGGGAUGGGUCAGGGCUGGAUGCUGGCUAUGGCAGCCAGGGUAUGUACAACAAUCAAGCCCUUGGUAUUGCCCUUCAUCCUCACGAGUGGCGUAGCACGAAACAGCAGUGCAGCACUACACCACCGCUUGGACCGAGGAAGAACUACCCCUUCAGUGAUGGAGGGUUCAGUGAGGAUGAUUGGGACAAACCACCAGGUUUUAUCAGCCAACAGCCAGAUGGUAUUCUGCUGGAUCCUGAUGACAGUUUCUGGUGUCAGGCGCUUGAAGACUUGGAGACCUGUGGACAAUCAGAACUCCUAAGAGAGAUAGAGGCGUCCAUCAUGACAGGCACAGCCAUCACUCUUGGCGUAGAUGGUAUCAAUAAGCCUCCAGCUGAGCCCAUAUUGAGCCACAACAGGAUGAGCCCAUUGCGGAGAAAUUCUCUUCUGCACCAAGGAAACCUUCUCCACCAGGGCACACGCCUCCACCAGGGGAUCCUUCUGCAUGAAGGCGCACACCUGCACGAAGAGGCCCAACUGCACCAUGACCUGCACCAGGAGGCCCACUUUAACCAGGAGGCUCACCUCCACCAAGAUAACCAAUCCCCCCUCCUGCACCACGAGCCAAAGCCCAAGGCCUCAUUGAGAGUGUCAGAAAGAACGUGGGAGUCUCGAAGGAUCAAAGAGGAAAUGCAGGGGAUUCUGUCCCCGACGCCUCUGGAACUGCACAAAGUAACGGUGAUAAAGGACCCAGAGAGCGACGACUUUGGCUUCAGUGUGUCGGAUGGUUUCUUGGAGAAAGGAGUUUAUGUCAACAUGAUCAGACCUGAUGGACCAGCUGACCGAGCAGGGCUCAGACCCUAUGACAGGAUCCUACAGGUGAACCACGUGAGGACGAGGGACUUCGACUGCUGCCUCGCGGUACCGUUAAUCACGGAGGCUGGAGACAGACUGGAGCUGGUUAUCAGUCGCAACCCAGUGGCCAACGAUGACCCGGAGGACAAUAACAAUACUUUAGAUCACCCACUAGACCUGUAACACAUUCACCAAGACAAAGGGACGGAUCUCAAGACUUACAUACACAUGCGCACACACACACGUGCAAUAAUUCUUCUACAAAGAGACUCCUCUAACAACACACAAAAAUGUGCAUGUCCAUGCAUUUGCCCCCUCCCAUUCACACUAGGUUGAAGUUUACUGGUACAAGUCUCUGCAGAAAAACUACCAUGACGACCUCCCACUGCUGAUAACCCACAGACAACCAGUAAUUUUGAACUUUAUCUGUCUCGACUGACAUUGAUUCUUUUAUUUAACUUAAAAAAACAAACUGGUGGAGGAGGUGAACUCAGCUGUUUACUGACAUUUCCCAGCUUUGAUUUUUCCAGAUGAAUCUGCAUAAAUAUAUUUAUUAUGAUAAUUUUUUUUUUUCAUUUUAGAAAAAGGCUUGUGAGACUCGAUCCAGUGAAAUUCCAGGUUUUCCCAGCUAAAACUUAACAUUGAAUAUAAAUGCAAACCUUAAAAUGAGCACAGCAAUAUUUUAAAAGAAGAAAAUAUUUUUUGUCACCAUCCUUAUGCUGCUGCCAUUUCACCAAUUUAAUCUCAACGCAGGAUAACUGUUAUUUAGAUGGUGAUUAGUUUCUAAUACACAUAAUCUACAUAAUGAUACAAUCUAUUUUAAUAUGAUAUGAUAUAAUCAGAGGCCUGUAACCAAAACUAAUUAAGUCACGUGCACUUUUCCCUGAAUUUUUACACUGACUUAAAUUUUAUUUUAUGAUAUUUUCUAUUGCAAACAGAUUUGUGGCAUAAAAAUAUCCAAAACUAGUAGACUUAUGUUCUGCCCCCAUCUUAAUUUUAGAGCGAACAUGAUUAAUGUCAAAAUGAUCCGUUUGGUGUGGAGGAAUAUCUCUAACUCAUGACCCUCGGCUGCUCGGGGUUUGUGUGUUUUAGAGACAAAAAUGGGCAGGUUAGCAUCAAUUUUAAAAUGUUUACAGUUGUAGAUAAACAAUGUGGUACAAGAGUUGCUACACUUUUCCUGAACUAGAUUGUUUUAGUUCAGUCAAAUAUACCCAGAGGUGCUGCCUGCAUCUAACGUCACUCGUGUUAUUCACUUGUGCUUUCCAAACCAGGGGGGCACACUGCUGAAGCACAGUUCAGUGCGGGUUCUGGAGACUUAAUUAUCCAUUUUGCCAACUGCAAAGCUGGCCAGGAAACUCAUUCACACCCAUUAGAAAAGUCUUAAGUAAUUGUUUCGAUAUGAAUGGUCAGAUUAUGAUGAAUGAUAAAAUGUGUAUCCCAAGUCUUGCUCCGUCUCUUAUGCUCCACCACUAUCACCCCCUUCUUCUUCUAUCCAUUGCGUUAGAUCAAUGGAAAUGUGUGCGUGAACAUGCAGAUUUGGGGAUUAGGCAAAUUGGACACUCAAAAUUGACCAUAGGUGUGAGUGUGAGAGUGGAUGGUUGUUUGUUGGUCUGUCCAGGGUGUACCAUGUCACCAAGGCCUGUGGGCGUGGAGUGGUCAUCCACUGUGAUCCCGUCGUUAGUUUCUCAACAGUGAAAUCUUAAGCUACUUGCAGGGUCUCACAAAACAGACAAGAAGAAACAAUGACAACAUUGCAAACGUUUGCAUGGAGGAUUAAUCCAAGACAAUGUGAGGUGAAGCAAAUCCAGCUUUCCAUUUUGCAACUCUAUGGCAUUAAAUCUAAAUCAACUGAAUGAUCAUUCUGAACCCACCUCGUCUCUCCCCUCCUCUUAUUUUGGUUCUGUUUGCUAACGGCAGAUUCCUUCCACUUCUGUCACCUCCUGUUUUUCGACACGUUCUCCGAUUCCUGCCAAAACUCUCCUCUCCCUGGUAAACUGUGGAUUUACAGGAAUGAGUCGUGCUGCUGCUGCUUCUGCAGCAGUAUGUGUAUUUGUAAAGUGUAUUUGUAAAGUUACAGUCUUAAGUUACGGCUUAGACAGUAACAUUAACAAUACCGUGUGGGUGUGGGUGAGCAAAACUGUGAUGACGUACACAAGACGGGAAUAAUAUGAGUGAAAAAGAGAGCGAGUGAGAGCAGGAACAGGACCAAUCACAGCUUCUGUUCUGUGCAUCUCACUCUUUCCUCACAUUGUUACAUAACGCAGUUAGUUUCCAGCUGCUCCCUUUUAGAACAUCACAUGUAUGUGUGUGUGUGUGUGUGUGCAUGUGUGUGUGCGUGACAGAGUGAGAGAGCUAGGUGGUGUACAUUUCAUUGUACAGUGGUGAUAUUCAUCAUGACUGUUCACCUUCCUUUCAGAAUCCCCGAUGAGACUGAAAACAGUAUGAACUCAAGGUUUUCUGUGAGAAAACCUGAGGAAAGACGACCUUUUCAUAGCGAAUGAACAAAAGGGUUUGACUCUUUCAAAGCACUUACUACAAAAGAGAAGCACACUGUUGAAUACCAUGCACUGUAAGUAUUUUCACGUUACACAGUAAACUCUUGUCUCAGUGUUUUGGUUUUUUUUUACGCAGUAAAGUGGCCACAAAAAAAAAGAAGGAUAUAAAAUGUAAACAUUUUGUAAAGCAACAACUAAAAAGGGCAAAAUAAUUGCAAAGUAAAGCCUUUCAAAAAAUAUUUAGGUGGUUUAUAUAUAUAUAUAUAUAUGUAUGUGUGUGUGGUCAGUCAUUCUCCCUAUGCAUAUCUGGGUCAAAGGUCAGUUUAAAGCCCAAUCAGGAACAGUAAGUCUCACAGAAAUUUUUUUUUUCUUACAUUUUUAAUUAACAUAAUUUACUACAGAAAAUAUAAUAAAUUUAAUAUUUACAGUUAAGUGGUUGGAGAUAUGUAGUACUGUGCAAAAGUCUCAGGGCGUCACCAGCUUUGUUGUUGUUGUGUCUGUCCAAUUCUGUGAUCAUUGGCAUUUUGAUUGGAAUGAUGUCACUGGACGUCGUUCUUACAUAUUAGCAAACCCAUUCAAUUGUUCUUGUACAAGGGCAGAGGUUCCCAUGACGACCUCCCACUAAAUACUUGACACUGUUUUUUUCCAUUUUAUUUUGUUUAAAGAAAUGUGUUUUUAAAUUGCACACAUGUCCCAUUAUUUUCUGUGGCUAUGUUACAUUAAAAUAAUCACACUAUAUGGUCAUUAUAGCAUUGCGAAACAACAUGGUGGCCCGAGGCUUUUGCACAGUGCUGUAAAUGACGAACAUUUAAGUUGCAAUGCAAAUCUUUAUGUUUGUAUAUUGCAUUUUAUGACACUGUCCUAUGUUUUUACGCUGAAGAUAUUAACAGAUGUCAGUAUAAUAAUCGGGCAUUUAUUGCAUCAGCUGCAUCAGCUUCGCCGAUUCCUGUCUGCCCCUUACACGCUGUACGUAAUCUACCGCACUUUGCAGGCCCCAGGAAGUCGAGUCACACUUCCAUUUGAGAUAAGAACAAUCAAUUGUUUGGUUGUUUGUUUUUAAACUCUACAUGGAUUGUAUUGUGGGAUCUAAUUUACAAAAGCACAGUAAGUAUAAAAUGACCUUUGUUUUGGAUGGUUUGUUGGUUUUACAUUUUUGAAAAACCAAGAUACGAUUUGACCAAUUAACUGCACUUUAGUGAGUAGGCAAAUUUGUUGCCCCAGCGAUAACUACCAGGGAACCAAUAAUUGUCAUUAGUUUAGUAUCAGAUUUACUUAAAAUGGAAACACAACUACUUAAAAUAUUGCCAUUUUAACUUUACCACUGGAUUUGUAUUUGGAGUGAAGUAAAUGGUCAGCUAACCAUACUGCAUACAAUCUUGUGUUAUUCAUGAGUUCAUUGGUGCCAUAUCCAGCUUGUUUAACAUGAGUUAACAGUUAAUUAAGAAACCAUUGCCAUUACUGUAAACACAACAUUUGAGCCUCUGUUAUUAUCUUUGAUGUUCUCUUAUUUGUGUCUCCAAUCUUUUUUUUUUCUAACUCUAAAUCCAUUUUAAAGUGUUGAAUGUUAAACUGUAUUAUGAUUCUGGAUUGGGUCCUUUCCUUUAUAAUGUAUGCGAUGUGUUUACAUUGGGUUUUUUUUGUUUGUUUUUUUUAAUUGUGUAAAGUUCUAUUCUAUGUAAUAUAGUAUUUUUAUACGACAAUAUUACUCUUCCAAGAACUGAGAAGAAAACACAACACAAAAAUGAUGAAAAUGAGAAAAUAAAAUGUAUGUCUUUAUUGAUGUUGUCAUUUGUUUUUUUUGUUUUUUUUUCUUUGUCUAUGAAACAAGGAGUGCACUGCUAUACUUCUCUUUUUGAGAAGAACAUGAAAAAAGAUCAGAGAUAAUAUAAAAUAAAAGAUCUACUUUUA
Molecule: messenger RNA, 8007 nt
Organism: Solea solea (common sole)
Lineage: Eukaryota; Metazoa; Chordata; Actinopteri; Pleuronectiformes; Soleidae
Gene: grip2b
Product: glutamate receptor interacting protein 2b
Exons: 25
Coding region: 275-3787 (1170 amino acids)
Biological process (GO): neurotransmitter receptor transport, endosome to postsynaptic membrane
Molecular function (GO): protein binding
Source: RefSeq, a predicted model, not a curated record